AUGGCGCCGAUAAUGCCGCAAACGCCUCACAAGGAUGACCUCGAGGAAACUUGGUCGUUCUUGGAGUCGGGUAUCAACAAUGUGAUGCACAAGCUGGACGAGGGCGUUGACAUGAAACAUUACAUGGCUCUUUACACGGCCGUCCACAAUUUUUGCACAUCACAGAAAGCCGUCGCAAGCAAUCAGGGCUUACAAGCUCAUCGUGGAGCUCACCUGUUGGGCGAGGAACUUUACAAAUUACUGGGCGAAUACCUCUCGCGCCAUCUCAGCGAAGUGCACGACAAAUCCCUAGCCCACUCCGACGAAGCCCUACUGGCAUUCUACAUCCGCGAGUGGACCCGGUACACAACCGCCGCCAAAUAUGUCAACCAUCUUUUCAGCUAUCUCAACCGACACUGGGUCAAGCGUGAGAUAGACGAGGGAAAGAAGAAUGUUUACGAUGUUUACACUUUACACCUGGUCAAGUGGAAGGACGACUUCUUUGAGAAUUUGCAUGCGAAGGUGAUGGACGCAGUGCUGAAUUUGAUUGAGAAGCAGCGGAAUGGCGAAACAAUUGAACAAUCACAGAUUAAGAACAUUGUCGAUUCGUUCGUGUCGUUAGGUCUGGAUGAGAACGAUAGCAAAAAGUCCACCCUCGAAGUCUACCGCAACUACUUCCAACGACCGUUUAUCGAUGCGACAAGAAAGUACUAUGAGAAUGAAUCGCGCCAAUUUGUGGCAGAGAACAGCGUUGUGGAAUACAUGAAGAAGGCCGAGGCUCGGCUGGAGGAGGAGAAGGCUCGAGUGGGUCUUUAUCUACACUCGGAUGUGACGAAGAGCCUCACCGAGACAUGUCUUGAUGUUCUUGUUACCGCCCAUUCCACUCUUCUCCGCGACGAAUUCCAGAUUCUGCUUGAUAAUGAACGCCAAGACGACCUUGCCCGCAUGUACCGCCUCCUAUCGCGCAUCAAGGAGGGCUUGGAUCCAUUGCGUUCCACAUUUGAAAACCAUGUGAGAAAGGCCGGUUUGGCUGCGAUUGAAAAGGUUGCCUCGGAAGGCGAGAACUUUGAGCCUAAGCUGUACGUUGAUGCUCUACUUCAAGUUCACACGCGGUACCAGAAUCUUGUCGACGAAGCCUUCAAUGGCGAGUCUGAGUUCGUUCGCUCGCUUGAUAAUGCUUGUCGGGAGUUUGUCAACCGUAACCGCAUUUGCAAGUCGACCACAACCAAGUCACCUGAACUGCUGGCUAAGUACACCGAUUCCUUGCUCAAGAAGGGCUCCAAGGCUGCCGAGGAGUCUGAGCUCGAGGAAAUGCUCGUCCAAAUCAUGACCGUCUUUAAGUACAUCGAGGAUAAGGACGUGUUCCAAAAGUUCUACUCAAAAAUGCUGGCGAAGCGUCUGGUGCAUGUCAGCUCGGUCUCUGAUGAUGCGGAAACCAGCAUGAUCAGCAAGCUGAAGGAGGCGUGUGGAUUUGAAUAUACCAAUAAGUUGCAACGCAUGUUCCAGGACAUCCAGAUCUCCAAGGAUCUUAAUGCCAAUUACAAAGUGUACCAAGAAAAGGUGCUGGACGACGACGACCGCAAGCGAAUGGUGGACGCACAUUUCCAAGUUCUGGGAACUGGAAUGUGGCCUCUGAACCCCCCAAACACCACAUUCUCCGCGCCCCCAGAGGUUACCAAGUCCGCUGAGCGGUUCCAAAAGUUUUACUUUGAUAAGCACAACGGUCGCAAGCUGACAUGGCUGUGGCAGCUGUGCAAGGGCGAGGUCAAGGCGAACUACAUCAAAAAUGCCAAGGUUCCUUACACAUUCCAGGUGUCCACUUUCCAGAUGGGCAUUUUGCUAUUAUUCAACGAGACCGACACUCUCUCGUACUCGGACAUCCAGAAGGCUACUACCCUGUCUCCUGAUGUCCUCGAUCCCAAUCUUGCUAUUUUCCUGAAGGCGAAGGUGCUCCUGGCGCCCGAUGGUGCCAAGCCCGAGGAUUCAACCAUGUAUACCUUGAACUACAACUUCAAGAACAAAAAGGUCAAGGUCAACCUCAACAUCCAGAUAAAGUCGGAGCAAAAGGUCGAAUCCGAUGACACCCACAAGACGAUCGAGGAAGAUCGGAAGCUGUUGCUCCAGUCCGCCAUCGUCCGCGUUAUGAAAUCCCGCAAGAAGAUGAAGCACGUUCAGCUCGUACAGGAAGUCAUCCAACAGGUCAAAUCACGCUUCCCGCCCAAGAUCCCCGACAUCAAGAAAAACAUCGAGGCCCUUAUGGAAAAGGACUACAUUGAACGUUUAGAGGGAGACGAAGUUUCCUACAUUGCUUAA
This is a messenger RNA of Penicillium odoratum, 2292 nucleotides long. It is a transcript of the gene culA, whose product is annotated as cullin culA. Gene Ontology annotation, molecular function: ubiquitin protein ligase binding. The coding region runs from base 1 to 2292 and encodes 763 amino acids. Gene Ontology annotation, biological process: protein ubiquitination; SCF-dependent proteasomal ubiquitin-dependent protein catabolic process. The record is from RefSeq and is a predicted model, not a curated record. Gene Ontology annotation, cellular component: SCF ubiquitin ligase complex. Lineage: Eukaryota; Fungi; Ascomycota; Eurotiomycetes; Eurotiales; Aspergillaceae. The transcript is spliced from 6 exons.